This is a messenger RNA of Drosophila melanogaster (fruit fly), 513 nucleotides long. RefSeq lists its product as uncharacterized. The record is from RefSeq and is marked reviewed. Bases 40 to 483 code for a protein of 147 amino acids. Lineage: Eukaryota; Metazoa; Arthropoda; Insecta; Diptera; Drosophilidae. The transcript is spliced from 2 exons.
ACACUUCAACUGUUUUUAUUUUGAAAUUAUUACUCAAGCAUGGCACCCAGUUCGGAAAAGCAAAGUUAUGAAGAACUAAUGGAGAACAUGAAACUUUGCGAGGCGGAAAGGAUAUACGCGCUCUCGAACAGUGUCGGAAGAAUCCUGGAUGACGCGGAGGCCCGAAAGAUCCUAAGGCACUUCAUGAAGAGCGAAAAUAAGUCCAUGCAGUGCGUGGACAUCUAUGAGAAGUGCGCAGAGUUUCUUGUGGAGCACCCGAAGUACGAGUCCUGCCACUUUGAAGUCCUGGUCCGACUCGGAUUGCCCUCCCAUCUGAAGCAGCGUCUAUUUUAUCGAUUAAACAAUGCUGAUCCCAUUUCCAUCUGCCUCUGCCUUAAACACAUCCAGGAGGAAUGUCUCAGUGAGGUGGCCGAGUCAUUCAGCGCCUUCAAGGAAUCUAUCACAGAGACCCGAAUGAAUCUUAAACUUAAGCAACUAGGAUAAGUAAAGGAGAAAAAUAAUAUUAUAUGAUAU